UACGGGGGAAGCAACAAAAGAAUUUACCAAUUAUUGGAUAAUAAUUUGUUUAAGUGUUGUAUCGAAUUUAAAUUCAACUAAUGGUAGUAAUAUGUAAAGAGGAAACAUUAGUAAUCUAAAAAGUGAUUAUUAAAAAUAAAUAUUCUAUGAGAAAUAUACAAACUGCUGGUAUUUUAAUAAAAAUUCUCAAUGAAGACUUUGUUUACCCGCGAAAACCAACGAGAUGUCGAUUUAUCUCACUUUAUUUAUUUGUCUACUUUUUAUGAGUGGUGUUAUUUUGAAGGAACAUUUAAUACACGCUCAUUUUGAAUUAGAAAAUGACAAUGAUGGAGUGGAAUGCCAAUUUGGUCGUGCACUUCGCAAACAGGUUAAACCCACGCCACUCGGCGGUAUGUGUCUCAAGGAUAUUGUUUCACGUCUAUCUAAGACUCUUCGCUCUAUAGGCAACGAUGAACUUGGAUUAAAGGAAUUUCAAAGAAUGCUAGAUCAACUUGAUUUCUAUGAAGUUCCUGAUGAUCCUGCUGCUGCUCUAGAAUCUCUUGUUGACAAUAUUAAUCUCCAACUCGAAAAAUUUUAUGAUAUCCUUCAAAGAAGUCUAGAUAUUGUUUCGCCAAUGUUAGAAAAAAAUUUAUACGAACAAUAUUUGUAUUCGGAACAAUCACAAUUUCCAGCUCAACAAGAAAAGUCACGAGAUUUUUGUACACAAGUAGAGCAAGCACUGGCGAAUAAUUUGAGAUAUGAUCGAUGGAAACAGUUGCGAAUAUUGCCAAUAAAGAGACCAGGAAAAAUAUGUGGACAAGCAGGACCUGUUCGCAAUAUUGGAUCUCUAUUUUUAUCUCAAUGUAACAAGUCGAGAAAUGUUAUUGUUUUAAUGGAGCACGGAUCAUUUAUGUCAGAAGAAGACAUUGCAUUAGCCCGAGCAUCAGCCAAGACAAUGGUCGACAUGUUGUCAGAUCUUGACUUGAUUGCAUUUGUUAAUUUAGCUGACCAAGGAGCUAUUUAUUGUAAAGAUAACCUUUUAAAAGCUACGGAUGUUAAUAAGUAUCAGUUAAUUAGAAAAAUAGAUUCUGCGCCGAGAAUUGAUGUUGAAAAUGAAUCUAUUGAUUUUAAAAUACUUACAAAGAAUUUAAAUGGUAAUGUUGUCGUUGUUCAUAUUACAAACAUGCUUAAAGACGUAUCAAAUGUUGAAAAUAUUGUGAAAAGUAUAUCUUCGAAUAAUCUAACAGUUUAUUUUCGUACAGCGUUGAUUCUAUCUGAUCUCAAACCAAGUGUUAAUGUUGAAGAAACAUUUAUAAAUGAAACUACUGCCACAUUGCCGACAAAUAAUCCACUUGGAUAUGACAUAGCAAGAUUAUUUGCUAAUUUAGAUUGUCCACAAGCCAACAAGAAGCAUUUUUAUCUUUCGGAUGUAUUUUUAGAUCCUUUUGGAAAGGCUUUAUCUGUGUCAAUAGCACGUGCAACUGACAAAGUUUUAAUUUCUCUAGAUGUGAAACUACGAGAAUUCGUAGAGAAAAUCACAUACUUCAAUGCCGGUCCAGUAAAUUCAGCAAUAUUAUUUGAUAAAAAAGGAUUAGUAUGGAUGCAUAAAAAUUUUCCACGGAUUGAGACUCUUGUGGAACAGCCAAUUAAAGUUUAUUUAAGAGAUAUCGAAAAUCUGGAUCAAAAUUUGGUUGAUGAAAUGAUAACCAUUACACAAGGAUCAAAACUAACACAAAACAACUUGCACAAAACAGUCAAAUUAAGCUGGAAACAUUUGAAAUAUUUAGAUUUGAUAGUGUGUAUUGUUUCUGAAACUAAAAAUAUCACCAGAUCGGUGGCUAAAUUUCCUCCACCACUUCCAGAUAAUAUUUUACAUCACCGACUGGAUUUAGUAUCCCAAAGUUUAGCUGAUAGCGCUGAACUGUGUCUAGAUCGUCGAAGUAUUGUUAGUCCGUUAAGUGCCGUUAUGUACUUAUCACCUUGGUGCUUAAAUUCGUGGCGAGAAGAUCUUACUUCUUUGAUGAAUUUUCAAAGUUACAUGGCAUAUAUCAAAGAUGCUACCAGAAUCCUCGCUAAUCCUGGAUUAGGCCAAUUCGUUCGCAGAGAUGCUGCGAUGCUUGCACAAAUUGUUGAUCUAUUUAAAGAGCGUCAUGCUAAAAGUCCGUCUAAAAUGUUUUUUCUAAGAAGAUACGUUGCAGCAGUAGAAAGUGGAGUUGUUGAAGUUUAUCCAGGAAUGGCUUUAGAUUCAAGCUUGGAUCCAAGAAAAAGAGCAUGGUAUGGUAAAGCUAUAGAUUACCCAGGUAAAAUAGUCUUAAGUGGACCUUACCUAGAUGCUGGAGGAGCCGGAUAUAUUAUUAGUUUGAGCCAAACGAUUUUUAAAGGUCUAAACUUGACAAGUCAUAGUCCUGAAGAUCCAGUUGUUGCUGUAGCUUCAUUGGACACCACUAUCGGCUACGUAGCAAGAUUAUUAAGAGAUAUGUUACCUUUUUGUAAUGAAUCCAUGAUCAGGUGUUUCUUGAUGGAUGAUAAAGGAUAUUUAAUUUUUCACCCAUCCUUUUUGGAGCCUGCUGGAAAACUUGAAGCUCAACAUCUUACUCACAAGGAACAUCUUGUUGCCGUCGAUAUCCUUAACCAUGAAUUUUUCGUGAAGAAGAAAGUUUGUGCUAAUCACCUAGAUGGCACAGUUCAAAGAUAUUAUCAAUUUAAUACAUCUUUAUCAGAAGUUUUAACGAAUAUAAUUCAUGGAGAAAAUUGUGUUAAAUAUCAAAUAGCUGCUGUUCCUAACACUAAUCUUUUUUUCGGAGUAGUUAAUGAAACGUGUGCAUCUUCAGCAUUUUGCCCAUGCUCUACAAUGGAUCGAUUUUGUUUUAACUGCAAAAGAAUGGAACAAAUGGAAUGUGAAUGUCCUUGUGAGUGUUCUCUCUACUCUUCAGGAUGUAAAAAUACAUCUUCAGUUAAUAAUAUUGAACCUUGUGUACCUCCAUACGAACAAGGUAUUGUUCCUACAACUCGAUGGGAUCGCGUUUCUAUACCUGCACAUCUAACACUUAAUCAGUGUCCUUCACUAAAUUGUAAAGCUUAUACAAGUGAGUCUGAAUGCCUAGGAAUUGUUGGAUGUCAAUGGUGCUCUCUGGAUAUCGAUGGAGAAUCAUUCUUAGGCAACCCUUUUUGUUCUGAGGAUUAUACUUGUUUCAAAGGUGUCUUGGGUACACCUUUACCGUAUAGUGAUGGAUUUUAUAAUUCUCAAGCGGCUGGAGAUAGUGUUGGUAAAGAAUGGCCAUCAGUAGGACCGGUUGCUGGAGGGAUUCUUGCAAUAGUUUUGAUUUUUGGAGUAGCUUUAUUUUGUUAUAGACUUCAUAGUGUGCAAUCUGGAUUGGAACACCAAUGUUUACAUCUUCACGGAUCUCCAGACACCCUUCGAAUGACUCAUAUGGACAUUGGCCUUGGCGGUAGUGCUACUGACGCUGAUCCUAUUGAAUUGGAACGUUCAAAAAAUCAUCUUGAUUCUUUGCUACAUGAAAGUACACCGCCGAUUUCGCCUUAUCGAGUUUCUUCAGGGUAUAGACGACCUCCUGGAGGUGACAGUGAUCAUGGAUACAGUACAAUGACACCUCAUGAUGAUACAGAACAGCAAUCUUUCGCAGAACCUCUUCUUCUUGUUAGUGCAGCUCUUGAUUCAGAAUUUAAUUGUACUAGACCAGUAUCUCCGAUUACUCAUCUUGAGUCACCGCAUCGUGUUUUGGUGCCAGUCACCGUCCAUCGAAAUAUGGAAACUAGUUAUUGUUAAAUUAAUUAUUUUAUUUUUAUUGCCGUUUUAUUGCCAAAAUUAUUUAUGAAAUUUUUUUUUCAUCAGCUUUAUUUGAACUGAUUUUUUUCUUAUAAAAAAAUAAUUGUUAUUAACACUACCAGUGUAUAUGCGAUUCUUUUUCUCCAUAGCAUUAUGGACAUGUGACGUAAAAUCGUGCCAAUGAAUUGAUAUUUUAUACUCUUAAGCUGUUUGAAACGUACAGACUGAUUGAAAAAUUGCCACAUAUUUUUAUACAAUGAUCAAUGAAUUACUUAAAAACGCAUUUUAUACAUUUUUUUUUUACAUAGAUUUUUAAACUAGACGGGUGAAUCAGGGGUUAAUUAGUAAUUAACUAAACAAAUUUUAUACAUAAG
Chelonus insularis is the source of this 4140-nucleotide messenger RNA. Its product is annotated as VWFA and cache domain-containing protein 1. Bases 224 to 3766 code for a protein of 1180 amino acids. Gene Ontology annotation, molecular function: voltage-gated calcium channel activity. Gene Ontology annotation, cellular component: voltage-gated calcium channel complex. The record is from RefSeq and is a predicted model, not a curated record. The transcript is spliced from 2 exons. Lineage: Eukaryota; Metazoa; Arthropoda; Insecta; Hymenoptera; Braconidae.